UCACGCUGUUUUCUGGUACAAACAUGCAAAGGUUGUGGCGUCGAAAAAGUCCACUGCCACAGGUGUGUAGUUAUUCCACAAUGGCGACUCAACCCGCUCCAGAUGAACGACUGAAAUAGAAAGACUCAGAGGGACGUGGCUUCAUUUUCCUCCUACCAUGGCAACUGUGAGGGGGAUGUGGGAGGAGCGACGCUCCGAGGUCCAGGUGGUCUGCGUAGAAAGGCACCAAACACACGCCACACUGACGAAACCACCGGUGGGUUGAACUUCAUUCUGAGAAAAAGUCACUCGGCUCCUGGCACCGCUGGAGGAUGAAGGAAUAAGCUGUUUAUCCAGGACAGAUUUAAGGAUUUGCUGCUGCCGGAGGAGAAAAGAAAAGGAAAAAAAAAAUCCACACAAGCAGCGUCUCAGCUCUGCGCCGCUGUGACCUCCAGAGAAGAAGGAAAGACGGACUGAGGAGGAACCAAGCCGUCGGUGCUUGGCUGUUUACUCUGAUAAAAUAGUUCGAUCCCAGUUCAUCUGACGCCCGGACGUGGAGAUAUGUUCAAGAAAAGCAAGAGUAAAGUGUUGGUGGAUUAUACGUCAGAGGAAGACGACAUGUCCUGGCACUAUCAUCACACCUACAAGGACAAGGACGUAGAAGGAGAGGAAGAGGAGGAGGAGGAAGCUGCCACAAAUGUGCCCAAGGAAGCCAUGGUCAAGAAGAUCAUAUCCAAGAAAGAGAGGAGAGACAAGAAGAUGUUCUCCUCCAAAGAUGACGAGCACUUCCUACUGACGGGGGUUAAAGCAGCUGACCGCAAAGGGUCUCACAAGAAAAUCAAAGAUGAUGAAAAGGACAAAGACAAGAAGGACAAACCAGAGAAGGGUCUCUGCUUCUGGGAAAGUGUUACCAUGACAAUGAGGCAGAUCUCACCUACCAAAAAACUGGAAAAGGUUGAGGGCUGGGAGCCUCCGCAGCGUGAGACAGACGAGGGUCUGGAGGACAGGAACUCCAAGCAGGACUCACCGGUGUCUGUCCCUGAGUCUUUAGGCCUUCCCUUGGAACUGGCCUCCUGGAGAGGCCAGGGCACAGAAGAAGACUCCUCGCGCUACGCUAACCUGUCAGACUCCUCUGAUUCAGCUGCUGUCACGUGGACGGCCCGAGCCAAAGUCAAGUUGGCCGGAAUCAGCAGGAUGAGCAGGGGGAUCGUGUCAGACGUGGCCUGGGAGGGGUUUAAAUAACAGCCCCUGCCCCCAAAUUAGUUAUGAAGAUGAACCUGAACCAAAUGCAUAUGUAGUCUUGUUGGGACAGGACUGAAACUUCUGAAUCACUGACAAAAACAAAAACCAAUGUACACCUUAAACUACUGCAACAUUUGGACCACUG
This is a messenger RNA of Cynoglossus semilaevis (tongue sole), 1366 nucleotides long. RefSeq lists its product as uncharacterized. Gene Ontology annotation, cellular component: cytosol; nucleus. The transcript has 5 exons. Lineage: Eukaryota; Metazoa; Chordata; Actinopteri; Pleuronectiformes; Cynoglossidae. The coding region runs from base 541 to 1221 and encodes 226 amino acids. The record is from RefSeq and is a predicted model, not a curated record. Gene Ontology annotation, biological process: spermatogenesis.